Messenger RNA from Hemibagrus wyckioides, 1646 nucleotides. It is a transcript of the gene nkx3.3, whose product is annotated as NK3 homeobox 3. Gene Ontology annotation, cellular component: nucleus. The transcript has 2 exons. The record is from RefSeq and is a predicted model, not a curated record. Lineage: Eukaryota; Metazoa; Chordata; Actinopteri; Siluriformes; Bagridae. Gene Ontology annotation, molecular function: DNA-binding transcription factor activity, RNA polymerase II-specific; RNA polymerase II cis-regulatory region sequence-specific DNA binding. Gene Ontology annotation, biological process: cell differentiation; regulation of transcription by RNA polymerase II. The coding region runs from base 445 to 1221 and encodes 258 amino acids.
AAAAUUGUUCAGUCUCAAAAUGAAGUCAGGUUAAAUGGACUGAUCUUCAUUGAUCUUUAAUUAAGUAGACCUACUUGUGGAAGCUCUUGACGGAAGAGGCUGAGUGGGCGGAGUUACGCGGCACAGCCAGCGCAUUGGCGCACUGUUUCUAUAGAAGUGGAGAAAGUGUUGAUGCAGGCAUGACUUAUUCUGACACAUUGCAUGUUGAUUGGGCCAGAAGGAGUUUCACCACAAUUAAAGCAAAGUAAAAGUGGAGGACAGCGCCAAUCUUUCCAGUGAAAGCCAGGGUUUGCGUCAUUUUCCCCCCCAAAACAAACAAACAAAAACCAAAAAAAAAAACAAAAAACAACUGGGACAUCUAGCCCACGCAACGUCUACAAUUUUGGAGCAUUUUUUGCGGAACUACGUAUUUCUGACCCGAAGGUUAUAUAAAUGGUUAUGUAAAUGGCGAGCGACAACUCUUCGUUCUCAAUACAUAAUAUUUUGAAUCGAGGACUUGAUUCUCAGAAAAAUAAUCGACACUCCCGGGAAUACAGCGACGAACUUCUAAAGGCAGAACUUCUCGGCAGGGUAGAAGGAAUAAGCUGUCCCGGAUCCACUCAGUGUCGGGGUGGGAAUGAGGAUGGAGGCAGAAAGGGAAGCAUCUUGUACGGACACAGCAGGGUCGCUCCGUGUGCGCUCGACCUUGACACAUCAUCGGACAGACAGUCCUGUGGAGAAGAGUCUACAGGAGAGGAGACAAUGCAUACAGAAAACAGACAAAUUCCAGAUUUGGAGAGAGAGAAGAGGGAGAGCUGUGCUUUUACCGAUCAUCACCCGAAAGCCAGUAAGAAGCGGUGCCGCGCCGCUUUCUCGCACGCGCAGGUGUGUGAGCUGGAACGCCGUUUUAACCUACAGCGCUAUCUGUCCGGCCCGGAGCGCGCGCACUUAGCGGGAGCGCUCAAACUCACCGAGACUCAGGUGAAGAUCUGGUUCCAGAACCGCAGAUAUAAAACGAAACGGCGACAGAUGGCGGCCGAGCUCGCAGCUACCUCGGCGUCCACGCUGGCCAAGCGGGUGGCGGUGAGAGUGCUAGUGAAGGACGACCAGAGGCAGUACGGAGCGGAUGACUUUCCCCCGUCUCACUAUCUGCGCCUGUACCAGUCAUACCAGUGCUGCCCUUACAUGUACUGUGUUCAGCCCUGGAUCUCAAACAGCGCGCUCAGUGGAAACUUGUACUGACACCUUCCUCUGCUUCACACUCACAAAAAACCAGACGGGUUUUUUUUUAUUCUAAAUGUCUUUAGGACACGGAAGAGCGCAUACACCGUUCAUUUUGUAAGCUAAAUGGUUGAUGAGACUCCAAAGAUGAACGUACAGUUUUUGAUUUUUGUUCUGAGAAAUGAAAAGCAAAUUAUUAUGUAUUUGAGAUGCAAUUAAGCGCCUAUUUUCUUAGUUUGUGACAGCUAAAACAUGGAUAAAAAUCGAAUUUUGUAUGCCUUUUGUGAUUUGUCAUCCUUGUUAAUUAAUGUACACUAAUAAUCAUAUAAAACGUUUACUCUGCAGACUGUACCUCGAGACUGAAUUAACUGGGCCUUCGAUCCAAGUUGGUUAAAAGUCCAAGUUUGACAUAGUAAACUAAUAAAUAAACUUAUAUCACACUGAAA